AGAGCCCCGGAAGUAAGUUCUGCUUCAACGGAGGAUGUUUUAGCAUAUCCGAUGAUGCAUUACGCAAUCCGUUGGUGUUGUGAGACAACAUUCGAACAUUUACCAAGGAUCGGGUAUAUAUUUCCGUAGCCCUCGUGGCCCCGAGAACUUGUGAGACGCAUCCAGAACUUGACUUAGAUCGACAACUUUAUCCUUUACCAAUAUGGCAUCUGUUUCCAUUCACCGACUUACGCGCUAUGCUUGGAAUCUCCCCCAAGUAUCCACCUCUACCCGUAAGGGGGGCCCUAUGCUGAACCUAUUUCGGCUUUUGGACAGAACCCACCGUGGAACUCGUUCCCUCGCUACGGAGGCUCUCAACAUCGUGCCUCAUUUAGACGCCCCGGAUCUGAACUCCGCCAAGGAGCCCCAUCAUGUCCGCAGCGUUUCCGAACACUUGGAGAGAAGCGGUAUCCUCAAAGUGAAGCUCGGAUUCUCGGAUCAUAAUAGCCAAUAUCUCGAGCAAUUACUCGUUACUCUCCAUCAGCAUCACGGUCAUCAACUACCCAUUACACACAGCGCGACGCGUGGCUGGUUCUGGGAUGUCCGCCCAAGCAGCACAAAUUUCCAAACUACAAAUUGCCAAGCCCGGUCGGAAACGAUGAAUCAGUUUCCCUGGCAUACGGAUUGCAGCUAUGAGGAUCCACCUCCCAAAUAUUUUGCCCUCCAGGUGCUGCAGCACGACCGACAUGGUGGCGGGACUCUGUCGAUCAUGAAUGUUGAACGACUGAGUGCUUUUCUUUCUCUGGAGACUUCGGCCGACCUUAUGCGCCCGGAAUACCAGAUUACCACACCCCCUGAGUUUAUCAAGUCUUCUGCGAAGCGUCAUAUCAUCGGUAGUUUACUCACAGUUGAUGGGGAAGGCAUACCUAGAAGACUUCGGUUCAGAGAUGACAUAUUGACUCCAGUCAGCGAAAGGGCGUCUCGGGCGCUAAAAGAGCUCAGAAAGGUGUUACAAAAUGCCGGCGACGAAUCUCACUUGACCAUCAACCUCUCUUCAGAUGACUUGCCGGAAAGGUCCAUUAUUCUUGUCGAUAAUCGCCGAUGGCUUCACGCUAGAACUAAUGUUAAGGAUCCCGCGCGCCACCUUCGUCGGGUAAGGUGGAAUGCAGUCCCGUUCUAAGGCGCUUCGAAUUAGGGCUAAGUUGUGUCAACUCUGAUCGCGAUGGGAGUGGGAUUAUCCUAGAUACAACGGGACUUGGUUAUAAUUUGAUGAAAUCAGAAUACGUACCUGGAUACUUAAUA
This is a messenger RNA of Hypoxylon trugodes, 1281 nucleotides long. RefSeq lists its product as uncharacterized. The coding region runs from base 203 to 1159 and encodes 318 amino acids. Gene Ontology annotation, molecular function: oxidoreductase activity. The record is from RefSeq and is a predicted model, not a curated record. Lineage: Eukaryota; Fungi; Ascomycota; Sordariomycetes; Xylariales; Hypoxylaceae. The transcript has 2 exons.